GUGAGGUUAAGUGUCCCUCAUAUCUUUGUCAGAAUCACAUUUGAAAUAAGUUUUGGAAUCAUUCUUUUUGUGCAUCAAUCAACCUUACAGAAGUGAUGAACAGAGAAGUUAAGGUCAAUUACCCCAAAAGGAGGACUCAAUUAAAAGAAAGUAAACAGCAAGGUCUCCAGCCUCCAGUAAGAAGAAAUAUGUACGAAAUCGUUCUAGAAAAUUUUCAAAUUGCUCGAAGGGUAACUUUUUUACAUCGAAUAAUUUACGUGGGAGAGCACACUUUUCCCCCAAACGGUGAUAUGAUUAAACAAUGUUUCUCCAGUUGCAUCAAUAUAGUUAAUGAUAGCAACUGUUUAGAAAGCCUUACUGGAUUUUUAUUGUACUAUAACCGAUAUUUCGUACAUUUAGUUGAGGGUGAUGAAGAUUCUUUGAAUGCACAUAUUGGUAUAUUGCUAUCAAAUGAGAAAUUCCAAAAGCAUUUGAAGGUCAUGAAAUUGAUCAUAAAUGUUUCACAUAUAAACCAGAGGUUCAUCAUGAACUGGAACUGCUGUUCUGGUGUCCCAUCGAAAUUGCUCAGCGAAUUCGACGAGAAUUGUUCCCUGGAAGAUUCAGGACGAAUCAUCUUCAAUUGCGUCAAGAAAAUGUAUGCUACUGUCACCAGUUUCGUCGAAGACAGCUACUCGCCUGAUACACGUUUGCUUGGGAAGACUAGUCUAGCCUUCGGACGAGAGUCAGUAAUAAAUCGCUCGGCCAUGAUGGAUUCUUCAUUCCAGCGGCACAGCAGUCGUAAUAUGAGCAGUCAAUCCCUUAGAUCGGGCAGUGUAGGGGGUGGUGUGAGCAACCCCUAUAGAUCAACCUUACCGGAGAUAGAAGUGCUGAAUUUUAUAAUCAAUUCCAACUUCACGCAACAUCUUUCUGAUUAUUACUCCAAAUAUGGGGUAGUUCCUCAGAGAGACAUCUACAAAGACAAAGUUUGGCCUGUCCCAAGCGACUUCAUACCUUAUGACAUUUUCACGAAGCUUUAUGAGAAUGUGACAGAAUUACCAAAGUCGAAGCCGAAAACAAAUCAAACAGAAACAACAAACGAAAAUGAUCAUGAAGAAAAUGUUACAGAUGAUCUCUUACAAGAAACAGUGGAAGCUACUAUAAUUGAUGACAAUUAAAAUGAAAAUAUUA
This is a messenger RNA of Phaedon cochleariae (mustard beetle), 1167 nucleotides long. The record is from the annotation of a GenBank genome assembly. NCBI's taxonomy places the organism in Eukaryota, Metazoa, Arthropoda, Insecta, Coleoptera, Chrysomelidae.